UUGCCAAUUUAUUGAUUUUCAUGUUUAUGGUGUUUUGCUUCUGAGUGUAUUUGAAUUUGUUAUUUUUAAAACAAUUAUGUUGUUGUGAUAAGUAAUUUUAAUAAACGAUUGCAUAAAUGAAUAUGAAUAUAUAAUUUCCAGUGAUAGAUUUGAAACGCAUUUUUUACAACUUCAACAAUGCCUUCUCUAAGACAAAAGGUGACCACAUACUUCAGGCAAUUCAGUUUUAUUGCUGACCGAGAAGAGCGUGAGGCGUCGCAAAACAAAGUUUCCAAUGGUUCAUUCAUCACGCGAUUCUUAGAUGGAACAUGGAAGCCACCAGACUCUAUACCUAUAAUUCUAAAUGGAAAGGAACCCUCUGAACUACCCGUAUAUAGCAUAAGCAAGUAUAAAACUGGGCCAGAAUCGGUUACAGCAGCUUAUACCGGUCCUGGCGAGGGAUUAACAAGUAUUCGUCGAAUGCGGGUUCAUCUAAGUGCUGGUCCUGAAAUAGAUUUCAUAGACACUCUUCAUGAACAGGAUGUGCAAAGUGAAAGAGGACCCACGAAGAAAGCCGUCAACACUAUCCCAACUAGUAUUAAAACAGACCCAAAUGCUAACAAAAGGCUACACAAUCGCAAGGAAACUUCUAAAAUGCCAGCUAAUAGCAAAGAAUUUGUUACUGAAAGUUCGAACUCAACAAAGAAACGUGAGCUACGCCUAAUAAAUAAAUCAAAUGAUCAGAUCAAUGACAACACAGAAAUUAGAGGUACUCCUGAUGACGCCAUGAGUGACCCGAUAGCUAAUGUUAAGAACUGGAAUUCGGCAAACGAAAAUGUUUAUGGAAUAUCUAUCUCCUUAUAUGAAAAAAAUAUUUUGAGUGGAGAAAACAUCGGAAAUCCUGUGGCUGAUUGUUUUGGAAUUGUAGCAAGAAACAACUGUUGUAUCAUGGCUUUGGCAGAUGGUGUUAAUUGGGGUGACGGAGCAAGACUUGCGGCGCAAUGCGCGGUACAAGGAUCGAUUGAUUAUUUGAACUCGGCCAUAUUUGGAAUACAUCACACAUCAUCAACAAAAGAUAUAUUCGUAAGUUUAGUACGGAGUUUUUGGGAAGCCCAUUCAUACAUCAUAGAAGCGAGUGGAGCGCUUACCACUCUCUCCGUUAUCGUGGUCCUGCCGUUAUUAGGUGAUCCUAAUAAUUACGUAGUUUGUAGCUGCAAUGUCGGUGACUCUUUGGGUUACGUGUAUUCUAAAAAGCAUGGGGUCAGAGAGAUAACACAAGCUUCGCACGACGUUGACUCAAUGCGUGAUAUGCGAGAUGCAUUAGGUGCUCUUGGUCCCGUAAAUGGUGAUAAACCAGAAAUGACGAAUCUCACUCUUUCAUUGACCAUCGUGGAGAAGGGCGACAUAAUUUUUCUUACCUCGGAUGGUAUCAGCGAUAAUUUUGAUCCUGUGGUAGGGAAAUUUGCAGAACCAUUGAUAAAUAAAGUUCAGUCAUCGAGCCAUUCAACGGUACAGCCUAUGCAAAAAGAUCUUUCACGUUUGGCACCUAGAAAACAAAAUAAAAGUUCAACCAGUAUAAAGCCUCAGCAAAAAGAUCUUUCCGAAUUCAGUACUCGCACUAAGCUGGGUACUGCGAUAAAACCACCUUUCCAUUCGCAAUCUCAACAGAUUAACCGUCCAGUUUCAGCGGAAAUGUCAGCGGAGGAAAACCGUCCGAUGUACAUGCGCUCUAAAACAGUUAUUGAGCCAAGACUGCACUCAAGCACUCGGGUGAUCAAAAAGUUUAAACUACCACAGGUAACAGGGGCACAAAGGCAUCAGCUGACACUACUACGAAUGGCUGAUCUAUUGAUGUAUGGCAUCAAUGGAACUUUAAGACCCUGUAAUACCGCCAAACAACUUUGUCAACUAUUAGUCGAUUUUGCAACUUGUAUUACUUCAGCUAAAAGGAAACUGCUGGAACAGCGUGAACUUUACUACAAAGUGGUUGCCAGUAAGGAUGGUUGUCGCAAGGAAGUAGAAUUUACUAAGCAUCAGCAGAAAAUCGCACGCAAACGAAUGGUCGAAGGCAGCACAUUUGCUUCACUUCCCGGAAAAUUGGAUCAUGCUUCAAUUGUAGCGUUUACUGUCGGUGUUGAACGCACAUUUAACGAAACUAAUUUGUAAUAAAUCACAUGUUUCAUAUCA
This is a messenger RNA of Topomyia yanbarensis, 2166 nucleotides long. RefSeq names its product PP2C-like domain-containing protein CG9801. The transcript is spliced from 5 exons. NCBI's taxonomy places the organism in Eukaryota, Metazoa, Arthropoda, Insecta, Diptera, Culicidae. Bases 178 to 2145 code for a protein of 655 amino acids. The record is from RefSeq and is a predicted model, not a curated record.